AUGAAGCGAAGAUGUGUCGGCUUUUGCCGAGCAGCUAUUUUGUGCAUCUUACUUCCAAUCAAAGAAACGGAUGGCAUGACGACGACAACUGGAAAUAUCUUUGUGAACAAGACUGAUAGUAGCAAUGAGUGCAAUGGAAUGAUAACAGUCAACUCAUUUCCAUUUCGAGCCGGCGGAGACACAACAAUGGCCGAAUUGAGGAUACCCCUUAUCAUUGUGGAGAGCACUCAGGCGGAGUCAUUAUUAUGUGGGCAGGGCACGUUCUCUGACUACGACGUUGCAGCUCCUGCGCUGUGGUACAAGAUUGAAGGCAACGACCACUAUGUCAAAGCAGUCCUGGAGACUGCAGAAAAUACUGAAAGGCCAUUUGCGCUCUUCAAAGGAUUGAAUUGUGGUGACGAGCUAGAAUGUAUUCUUGGGCAUGCGGCGGAACAUCGAGACAACAUGUUGACUUGGUUUGCCAAAAAGGAAACAACGUACUACUUCAAAGUAUUUGGGGAUCCCGAAGGCGACGACAAUAUUUUCGUCUUGGAAAUUAUGACAUCGGAAGCUCCAAGGCCGAGCAACGACCAAUGUGAAUUUGCGCAACCAUUAAAAUUGGGUGAUUCUUUAACUGGACUAACAACUGGCGCAUGGCCACAUGGGAUCAAAGACGAGCUAUGCAAUCUGGGCAAGCACUCGCAAGCCUUGUUCUAUUCCAUCCAAGGAACAGGAAUGGAUAUCGAUGUGACUCUUCGGGCUGAUGUCACUGAGGGAUUAUUAGGGUUGGCUGUUGUGGGGGAAGAUGAUUGUAGCCAAUGUAUAACGCACUCGGAAUACAUGUCGGCAACUGACUCGGAACAAACAGUGACCUUCCCUUCAGAGGAAGGCAAACUCUACAAAAUUGUUGUUUCGGGGGAAGAGGUUUUUGAUGCCGGACUUUUUCAUUUGGCGGUUGGGUAUGGGGAAGUGUCGCGGGGUGUCAAACAGUUUCAGUCUUUACCUUGGAUUGGCAGUGCAGCACUUCUGUUUUCUACACUGUACAUGUUUGGAUAG
Cylindrotheca closterium is the source of this 1035-nucleotide messenger RNA. The record is from the annotation of a GenBank genome assembly. Lineage: Eukaryota; Bacillariophyta; Bacillariophyceae; Bacillariales; Bacillariaceae.